AUGCGGUUUAAUGAAGAGCCAAAAGCUUUGGUAUACCCAUCUAUUAUUCAGGAUGAUGACUCGGCAAGAGCUCGAGGCAGCACUUUACACCAAUGCUCUCAAGCGUCAUUGCACUCCUCGCCAAGCCCUUCUCAUGUAAUGCCUCUGGAGGAAACCAAAGAGUUUGAGAACGGGGUGGGAGGCCAUGAAAAAAAUAAAUUGGUUACCUCGGCAAGCCACCACGCAUCUUCUGUUUCAAGCCUAGUUGCCGAAAAAAAAGUCACCACCCCUGAAAAACAACGAACCAGAAGAGGAGUUACUGAGUAUGAGAGGAGUUCCGAAUUUUCACCGGCUGCUUUGGAACUGACGUUGACUCAGAAAACUGAAAAGGACGUACGCGCUCUAGUCUUAUCUCCUAUCUCUGAGGAAGUGAAGGAUAUGCCUGUUAGUGAAGGAAUGCUUUCCCCUAGUGUUCGCAAACGCAUUGUGGAGCAGUUUUUCUCCGUUCUCUCGCCCCAGCAAUUUUAUGGCAAGGUUACAAAACUGCAUCGUAUUCGACUGAUGGAGAAAGACCCCGAACGGGCCCCAGGUCUCAGGGCGUAUAAAAACAUUUUCGUUGUGACAAAAGGAGUUUUGCCUAAUCAAUACUUUUACCCACAAUUACGUCUCUUGGAGUCGGAUGGAUCACGAGCGCGUUGCGACGAAUCCCCUGAAUACUUGGACACACCCAUCGUUCUCUACGAGGCCGCACCUGGGAACAUGCUAUUUGCUGAGACGGAGCUCGAGGCGAAACAUAUCUUCGACAUCAAUUCCUCUGCUACCAGUUGUUUUGUUUUAGAUAAAUCCGCAAUUAUUUUUAAGGACCCAUUGAAGUUUGUGCUUCCAAUUGCGAUGCUGACAGUGCGUUGGAUUCCGUACUCCGUGGCACAAUCCGAACCUCAGUGUCCAGUGCACCAUAAGGAGCUUCAGCUGUUUGAUCGUUUCUCCAAGGAGCUACUGUGCGCCCUGUGUGUUUCCAAGAAGGCGUCCCACGUGGAGGACCUCAUUGUUAUCCCGGAGGUUCUUGGCGGCGAUUCUCGACGACAAAUUUUGGAGAGGCUUUCUCAGCAAUUACAAGAAAGGCAGCAAAGUGCUGCGGAUUGGGUGAAUCAGCACCAGAGGAUUGUUUCAUUUGCGAAGCAAAAGAAGGAUGCUGUUAACCAACAGUUUGAUUUACUUCUGGCGGCUAUUAAUGCUAAAAGAAAUGAGUUUUUAGAGCACUGCGAUGCCGCAUUUGGAUACUCUUUGAGCAAUGUCGCAAGGGAGAUUCUCACCGAAGACGAACGUGUUCGUUUGCUAAGGGCUGCUGUUGACCACCUGCGAACGGAAAUUACAAAACCAUUGUAUUCAAUGCAAAUUGCCACCGUGGCGAAUGCAUUACAUUCCUCGGACGAGUUUCCGAAGCCCAUAUCGAUGGAGUCUCUUAAGCUAUCGGCUGUGGCAAAAGAAUUAACACCAAAUCUAGAGGGCGCAAUGGCGGAGGUGCAAUCUCUG
Trypanosoma cruzi is the source of this 1512-nucleotide messenger RNA. RefSeq lists its product as uncharacterized. NCBI's taxonomy places the organism in Eukaryota, Euglenozoa, Kinetoplastea, Trypanosomatida, Trypanosomatidae. The record is from RefSeq and is a predicted model, not a curated record. The transcript has a single exon. The annotation marks the transcript as partial.